ACAGGACAGCCUGGGCAAAUCCAGAAUUGCUUUGCACCUAGCUAUUCCCAUGGACGGCUUGAUCAUCAUGGUCGCGCGCGCAAUUGCAAGUUGUUAUCCUGCAAGGAAUUUGACUUGGAUAUCCGAUCUCCCCAUGUCGUCAACACAGCAACCGUCGCAGCAGCAGUAGACCAUAGAUUAAGCUACUACAUUUUCCGCGACAUUGUUUUGGCUUCCGCUCGUGACUAAGUCUAUUACCACAUAUAUAUAAGUUCUGAUUUAAUAUGUCGACAGUAGAACAAACGGAAGUGACUGUGGAUUCCGAUCGAGGUCGGGAUAGUUAUGUGAGCAAUGAUGAAGCGCCAGCAAAAGGAUUAAUUUACGGCUCAUCCAACGAAGUGAUUGAGCUCAAUGUUGGCGGUGUGCUGUACUCUACUACUACAAGCACGUUAGUCAGAGAUUCCGAAUCAUUGCUUGCCAAAAUGUUUCAAUCCGGAUCAGCAAUUACCUUACCAAAAGAUUCCAAGGGUCGAUAUUUUUUGGACCGCGACGGGGUUCUCUUCCGGUAUGUUCUCGACUAUCUACGCCAGGGUCGAUUAAUACUACCCGAGAAUUUCUAUGAGAAGGAACGUCUCAAAGCGGAAGCCGAUCAUUUCAAGCUGCGUAAAAUGAUUAAAAAUGUGGAUAACACUCCUCAUACGGGCAGCGCCGGCGCUCGAUCUAAUUCGCUUAUGCCCAAUAAAAAUCAAUCUCUGAGUAGUUCCAUGCAGUCACUGCCGUUGAGUCCCAGCGCCGACCUGCAGCGUCCUGCUUACAUAACAGUGGGAUACAGAGGAACAUUCUUCUCUGGAACUGGCCCAGCCGAAGCGAAGGAUGUUAAAUUUCGGAAAUUGUCCCGAAUCCUCGUAUGCGGCAAAGUUGCAAUUUGCAGAGAAGUGUUUGGUGAAUCCCUAAAUGAAUCCCGUGACCCUGACCGCGGAGCCAACGAGCGGUAUUCAUCGCGAUUCUUCUUGAAACAUAACCAUUUGGAGCAGGCUUUCGAUCAACUCGCAUUUGCUAAUUUCCGGCUGAUAUGCGGCUGCGCGUCAGGAACUAACUCGUCGUAUGAACAACCGAAGCCAGGAUCCGACCACGAGGAAAACAAAUGGGCUCACUACAAUGAAUAUACAUUUCAGCGCCUUUAAUACAGGGAACAGAUCACCGGAAAUUGUUCCAUAAACAGCAAAACGUGCGUGCAGCAGCGUGGAUUAUGUGUUUGUUUUCCUUUGCUCCUGAAACCUUUGCAAUUAAGUACUGUUUGCCGCGACAUCCAAGCAUUAGGAAUGUUUAUUAAGAGAAAAUUUCAGUAAGUUUUGCCAGCCGCUGCAUAUACUUUUCUGCAGAGCAAUGAGCAACCAGUGAUGGCAUCGCCAUGAUCACGAAAUAAUGGAUCUCAUUAAUCAAAAAAAUUUGCUUCCGUUCGUUACACAUUGUCAUGUACUUGUAUUCGCGGUUAAAUGUUGUACGACGUACAUGGACCCGUAAAUUUAGUAGAUUUAGGCGGAGAACUGGAUUUGCUGUUAUAGUUGAACAAUUUACCCUUGUUUACCCAUCUUUAGCCUUUUUCGUGCAUCAGCUAAGCGGUAGCGAGUGCAAGUAAAUGACAAUGUCCAACCCAAAUUUUUAGUUUCUGUUUUUUAUUACCUUUGAGAUGGGAUAUAAACGUGCGUAAACACACUACAGAAAUCUUUAUCCGAAAUUGUGCAUUUGUAAAGUCGUUGAAUGUCCUAUAUAUA
Messenger RNA from Paramacrobiotus metropolitanus, 1754 nucleotides. RefSeq names its product BTB/POZ domain-containing protein KCTD16-like. Gene Ontology annotation, biological process: protein homooligomerization. The record is from RefSeq and is a predicted model, not a curated record. The transcript has 9 exons. Lineage: Eukaryota; Metazoa; Tardigrada; Eutardigrada; Parachela; Macrobiotidae. Bases 264 to 1163 code for a protein of 299 amino acids. Gene Ontology annotation, molecular function: protein binding.